Tyto alba (common barn owl) is the source of this 1590-nucleotide messenger RNA. RefSeq names its product b(0,+)-type amino acid transporter 1. NCBI's taxonomy places the organism in Eukaryota, Metazoa, Chordata, Aves, Strigiformes, Tytonidae. The record is from RefSeq and is a predicted model, not a curated record. Gene Ontology annotation, cellular component: membrane. Gene Ontology annotation, molecular function: L-amino acid transmembrane transporter activity. The transcript has 7 exons. Gene Ontology annotation, biological process: amino acid transmembrane transport. The coding region runs from base 136 to 1590 and encodes 484 amino acids.
AAUGGUUGAGGAGGACAGAUAAUUUUAAAGAUUCAAGGUCUGAUGCUUCCAUGAAGGGCUGAGGAAGGUCUCAGUCCUGUUUUCUGGUACUCAUCACAAAAGAAAUCUGCAAGAGACUCUCCUAACAUUUCCACAAUGAGAAAAAGGAAGACAACAGAUUCACCUCAUUCAGCCACAGAUCUAAGUAAAGGGAAGGAGAAAUUAAGACUGAAGCAAGAGGUCGGUCUGAUUAGUGGAGUGUCAUUAAUUGCAGGCACCAUGAUAGGCUCGGGGAUCUUUAUGUCCCCUGAAUGGGUACUAUAUCAUAUGGGGAGCCCUGCCAGCAGCCUGCUUAUCUGGGCAGCAUGUGGUCUCCUGGCCAUGUUUGGAGCCUUGUCGUAUGCUGAGCUUGGAACCAUAAUUAAAGAGUCUGGAGGAGAAUACAUUUACAUCUUGAGGAUUUUUGGUUCUUUUCCUGCUUUUCUUUUCGCCUACACUUCUGUUAUCCUGGUGAGGCCAGCUGGUUUGGCAGCUGUCUGUCUGAGCUUUGCUGAAUAUGCCACUGCACCUUUCUACCAAGGAUGCUCAUCUCCACAGGUUGUCGUCAAAUGUACAGCUGCUGCCUGCAUCCUGCUUUUAACUAUCAUCAACUGUCUCAACGUGAGGCUGGCGACAUCUAUUAUGAACAUUUUUACAGCUGCCAAACUCUUGGCUUUGUUGGUGAUUGUGGUGGGUGGUUUGGUUCUGCUUGCCAAGGGGCAAACUCAGAGUUUUCAAAAUGCUUUUCAAAACACAAGUGCAGGUAUUGGGGCAGUUGGAGUGGCGUUUUACCAGGGACUCUGGUCCUACGAUGGGUGGAACAACCUGAACUAUGUAACUGAGGAACUGAAGAAGCCUGAGGUGACCCUUCCCAGAGCUUUGAUGAUUGCCAUUCCUUUGGUUACAUGCCUGUAUUUGCUGGUAAAUGUGAGCUACUUAGCAGCCAUGACUCCAUCUGAACUGCUGUCUUCAGGAGCUGUGGCCGUCACUUGGGGGGACAAAGUCCUGGGCAGUUGGGCAUGGCUCAUCUCCCUGUCCGUGGCACUGUCUACGUUUGGUUCAUCGAACGGCACGUUCUUUAGUGGAGGCCGUGUGUGCUACAUUGCUGCAAGGGAAGGCCAUAUGCCAGACAUUCUGUCUAUGGCUCAUGUGCGGUGCCUCACACCCUCCCCUGCUCUGCUGUUUACAUCUACUGUAUCUUUAAUAAUGAUAAUAUCAGGAAGCUUCACCAGUAUCGUGAACUUUUUCAGUUUUAUAGCAUGGAUUUUCUAUGGCAUGACUAUUUCUGGUCUCCUGUAUUUAAAAAUCAAGAAGCCAGAACUGCCAAGAUCUUACAAGGUUCCAAUUAUCAUCCCUGUAAUCGUGCUGAUGGCAGCUGUGUACCUGGUGUUAGCUCCCAUCAUUGAUCAACCCCAAAUUGAGAUCCUCUACAUUGUCCUGUUCAUUUUCAGUGGCAUCAUUCUUUAUUUCCCACUAGUUCGCUUCAAGUGCCACCCUUGCUUUUUACAGAGAGUCACUUUACAUCUCCAGUUGUUCCUGGAAGUUGCUCCGACCACCAGGGAUGCAGACUGA